GCGGGCCUGGCUGGAGCCAGAGGGGCGGGGACUCGGGAGGGGCUGGAGCGCGGCUGCUGGUGCGGUUGCGGGCGGAGAGGAGGAAGCGGCGCGUCUCCCGAGGCGUGCACCGCACCGGCAGACCGACGGGCGCGCGGAAGGAGCGGGCCGGGGGCGAGUCUGCAGGCGUCGUGGGACCGCUGCCGGGCUGCCCCACGCCCGCCGGCCGGCUUCGUGCGUCUCGGGCAGGUGUCAGCUCCGUGGCCCACCACCAUGGAUGGAGACGGGCUGUUUGAUGAAGAAUCGCCAGCAGUGGAUGCCAGCCAGGGUGCGUCGGCUGCCAGAGGUUUUGAUCAAGCCUACCCUGCUCCUUUUGGGGAAUCCGAAUGAGGAAGAUCGCAGGCACUGUCGCCCGCAAGCCAAGGACAUUUCUGUAUAAUCAGUGGAUGAAAGGAUUUUCUCAGACUCUUUUAUUUCCCCCUUUCCUUGAGGAUUCAUCCAGCGCAAUCUACAAUUCCAGUGGAAACCGCAAGGCACACGAUGUGGCAGAAGCCUGGAGCACCCUCAGAAUUGUUCCGGACCCUUCUCUUGGCAUAGGGGAGUUUUCCCACGUGCCACCACUGCUGCUCCCCACCCCCACCCCUCCUUCUGAUCUGUUCCCUUUAAUCCACUUGCGUGUUCCGAGUUAAGUUCAAUUUCUAAAAACUGCCCUCCGGAGCUGUGAGUGGAGUGCAAGAAAUGAGAGAUUAGGUGCUGGGGGAAAGAGGAAGCGCCUGCGUCCGGGCUCCUGGCGGCUGCCGACAUGAAGUGCUUCUUGCCCGUGCUGAGCUGUCUGGCUGUGCUGGGUGUGGUGGCUGCACAGCGCCAGGUCACCGUCCAGGAGGGGCCCCUGUACCGCACGGAGGGCUCCCACAUCACCAUCUGGUGCAACGUGAGUGGCUACCAGGGACCUGCUGAGCAGAAUUUCCAGUGGUCCAUUUACCUGCCCUCCGCCCCAGAGCGAGAGGUGCAGAUCGUCAGCACCGUGGACUCCUCCUUCCCUUACGCCAUCUACACCCAGCGCGUCCGGGGCGGGAAGAUCUACGUGGAGCGAGUCCAGGGCAACGCGGCUUUAUUGCACAUCACGGAUCUCCAGGCCCGGGAUGCCGGGGAGUACGAGUGCCACACGCCCAACACGGAUGAGCGGUACUUUGGGAGUUACAGCGCGAAGAUGAACCUCGUGGUGAUCCCCGACUCCCUGCAGGCCACCGCCGUGCCCCAGACCCUGCACAAGGUGGAGCAGGACCCGCUGGAGCUCAGCUGUGAGGUGGCCACGGACACGUUCCAGCACAGCCACUUGUCUGUGGCCUGGCUCCGGCAGCGAGGCGGCGAGAAGCCCGUGGAGGUCAUCGCGCUGAGCCGGGACUUCGUGCUGCACUCCAGCAGCGAGUACGCCCAGCGGCAGAGCCUGGGCGAGGUGCGCCUGGACAAGCUGGGCCCGGCCACCUUCCGCCUCACCAUCUUCCACCUGCAGCCUUCCGACCAGGGCGAGUUCUACUGCGAGGCUGCCGAGUGGAUCCAGGAUCCGGACGGGUCGUGGUAUGCCAUGACCCGGAAGCGCUCCGAGGGCGCCGUGGUCAACGUCCAGCCCACUGACAAAGAUUUCACCGUCCGCCUGGAAACGGACAAGCGGCUGCACACGGUGGGCGAGCCCGUGGAGUUCAGGUGCAUCCUGGAGGCCCAGAACAUCCCAGACCGGUACUUUGCUGUCUCCUGGGCCUUCAACAGCUCGCUCAUCGCCAGCAUGGGGCCCAACGCCGUGCCGGUCCUCAACAGCGAGUUCGCCCACCGGGAAGCCAGGGGACAGCUGAAGGUGGCCAAAGAGAGCGACAGCGUGUUUGUGCUGAAGAUCUACCACCUGCGGCAGGAGGACAGCGGGAAGUACAACUGUCGGGUGACCGAGCGGGAGAAGACCGUCACUGGGGAGUUCAUCGACAAGGAGAGCAAGCGCCCCAAGAACAUACCCAUCAUCGUCCUCCCCCUCACAGAUAACUGGGUAGUUAAAGUCCCCCAGCACCACCAGAUCCUGCCCCAAGGCCACGUGGAGAGCAGCAUCUCCGUGGAGGUGGCCAGCAAUGCCAGCGUCAUCCUCGAGGGCGAGGACCUGCGCUUCCUCUGCAGCAUCCGCACAGCGGGCAGGCCGCAGGGCCGCUUCUCCGUCAUCUGGCAGCUCGUGGACAGGCAGAACCGGCGCAGCAACAUCAUGUGGCUAGACCGGGACGGCACCGUGCAGCCGGGCGCAUCCUACUGGGAGCGCAGCAGCUUCGGGGGCGUCCAGAUGGAGCAGGUGCAGCCCAACUCGUUCAGCUUGGGCAUCUUCGACAGCAGGAAGGAGGACGAGGGCCAGUACGAGUGCCACGUGACUGAGUGGGUGCGGGCGGUGGACGGCGAGUGGCAGAUCGUGGGGGAGCGCCGGGCCAGCACCCUGGUCUCCAUCACGGCACUUGAGAUGGGCUUUGCGGUCACAGCCAUCUCCCGUACCCCGGGGGUGACCUACAGCGACUCCUUUGACUUGCAAUGCAUCAUCAAACCCCACUACCCGGCCCGGGUGCCCGUGUCGGUGACUUGGCGCUUCCAGCCCGUGGGUACCGUUGAGUUCCACGACCUGGUGACCUUCACACGGGACGGAGGGGUCCAGUGGGGGGACAGGUCCUCCAGCUUCCGCACUCGGACUGCCAUCGAGAAGGCCGAAUCCAGCAACAACGUCCGGCUGAGCAUCAGCAGGGCCAGUGACACGGAGGCGGGCAAGUACCAGUGCGUGGCAGAGCUGUGGCGGAGGAACUACAACAACACGUGGACGCGGCUGGCAGAGAGGACCUCCAACCUGCUGGAGAUCCGGGUGCUGCAGCCAGUGACGAAGCUGCAGGUGAGCAAAUCCAAGAGGACCCUCACCCUGGUGGAGAACAGGCCCAUUCAGCUGAACUGCUCGGUGAAGUCUCAGACAAGCCAGAACUCCCACUUCGCCGUGCUGUGGUACGUGCACAAGCCCUCGGACGCUGAUGGCAAGCUCAUCCUCAAAACCACCCACAGCUCUGCCUUCGAGUACGGCACCUACGCCGAGGAGGAGGGCCUGCGGCCCAGGCUGCAGUUCGAGAGGCACGCGUCGGGUGGCCUGUUCAGCCUCACUGUCCAGAGGGCAGAGGUCAGCGACAGCGGCAGCUACUACUGCCACGUGGAGGAGUGGCUGCUGAGCCCCAACUAUGCGUGGUACAAGCUGGCGGAGGAGGUUUCAGGGCGCACCGAAGUCACCGUGAAGCAGCCAGACAGCCGCCUGAAGCUCAGCCAAGCCCAGGGGAACCUGUCCAUUCUGGAGACCCGGCAGGUGCAGCUGGAGUGUGUGGUCUUGAACCGCACCAGCGCGGCCUCCCAACUCGUGGUGGAGUGGUUUGUGUGGAAGCCCAACCACCCGGAGCGGGAGACCGUGGCCCGCCUGAGCCGCGAGGCCACCUUCCACUAUGGCGAGCAGGCGGCCAAGAACCAGCUGCAGGGCCGGCUGCAUCUGGAGAGUCCAUCCUCCGGCGUGUACCGGCUCUUCAUCCAGAACGUGGCCGUGCAGGACAGCGGGACGUACAGUUGCCGCGUGGAGGAGUGGCUGCCCAGCCCCAGCGGCGUGUGGUAUAAACGGGCCGAGGAUACUGCUGGGCAGACAACGGUCACAGUCAUGCGACCAGAUGCCGCCCUGCAGGUGGACACAGUGGUGCCCAACGCCACGGUGUCUGAGAAGGCCGCCUUCCAGCUGGACUGUAGCAUCGUGUCCCGCUCCAGCCAGGACUCCCGCUUUGCUGUGGCCUGGUAUUCCCUAAGGACUAAAGCUGCCGGGAAAAAGGGAAGCCCAGGUCUGGAAGAAGAGGAGGAGGAAAAAGAAGAGGAGGAGGACGACGAUGAGGACGUCGACGAGGAAAACGAGGAGAGCCCGACAGAGCGCGUAGUCCUGCUGAGUGUGGGCCCAGAUGCCGUCUUUGGCCCAGAGGGCGGCCCCUGGGAGGGCAGGCUUCGCUUCCAGAGGCUCUCUCCACUGCUCUACCGGCUCACGGUGCUGCAGGCCAGCCCCCACGACACGGGCAACUACUCCUGCCACGUGGAGGAGUGGCUGCCCAGCCCCCAGAAGGAAUGGUAUCGGCUGACAGAGGAGGAGUCCGCCCCCAUCGGCAUCCGUGUUCUGGAUACAGGUUCCACCCUCCAGUCUCUCAUCUGCUCCAACGACGCACUCUUUUACUUCGUCUUCUUCUACCCCUUCCCCAUCUUCGGAAUCCUCGUCAUCACCAUCCUGUUGGUGCGCUUCAAAAGCCGCCACUCAAGCAAGAACUCCGAAGGCAAGAACGGGGUGCCCCUGCUGUGGAUCAAAGAGCCGCACCUCAACUACUCCCCUACGUGCCUGGAGCCCCCCGUGCUCAGCAUCCACCCGGGAGCCAUAGACUAAAGGGGGCCGGCCCAGCGGACGUCAGCCGUGGAGGAACUGAGCCUCUGCCUCACCACCUCUCGCUCUGUGAUGGUUCAGUCGACAGCACCCACACUCCAGUGCCGGGGCAGAAGAUCCUUAGACUUGACAAGUGUUCACAGGGACAGACCGCCUCCAGGGGGCAGUCUUGGUUGGUUAGCUACUUGCACCUACAUAUUGUGACCCUGCCAUCGUCUCGGGUUUCUUGUUUCUGUCUUCGGUAAUGUAGUGAGUAGCUCCAGGUGCCACAUCUACUCACUGAUUUAUCUCGUAUUCUCAGAUAGAUAUGGGGGUUGUUCUGUUUCGUCAUGUACUCUUUUUAAAUCCCUUCCCUCCACCCCUUUUGGACUCAUAAGGGUUUGAACAAAUUUCUCACUGACGGCAAAAGAAGGCCGACGUGACGGUGGCAAGGAGUAUCUUCCAAGACUUCCUGUUUUUAUGCAUUUAAAAAUGCCACCCAUGGACCAAAAUAUACGCCAACAUUUUUUUCCCUUUCUUACCAAGACUUGAAAAUUGUGUGUAGUGUGGGCCCAAUUUGUAUCUUAUCUUUCCCCUCAGCUGGGGUGGUUGAACCACUUUGCAGUGAAGAUGAAAGCAUUGCAUUUUGCUUCAAAGAACUGUGGACGUACACGAGGAGUCCUGCAUAAGUCCGUUAGGAGUAGACGGUGCCCAGCCAGCCUGGCUGUUACGCAGCACAAUGGCUUCACCCCAUCACUGCCAGAGUCAGAAAGCCAUCCUGGAGGAAGAAUGGGUCAGAAGCCCCCUGCAGUGCAGACUUUUUGAGCUACAGAGGGCAGAGGGCUGCUGCCAGCAGUGACUGACUUUGAGCUUGACCAAAGCCGAUGCUUAGAGAAGGAAGAGAAAACAGGGCUGGUUGCUGGCUUGAUCUGUUCUGUGCAAGGGCGGUCUCUGACUGACAGCUGGGAGCUGGUGGCUUUUGUCUGCGGGUGCUUUACCAGACUCUGCAGGGGGGAAGUGUUGGGUAAGGCUGGAAGGGGGUCAGCCCCGAGCCAAGCACAGGGGCCAAUGCAGCCACCGUAGGAACAUGUGGUGGGCACCAGGCCAGGGACACAAGAGCAAGUCGUGGGGAUGAGAGCAGGCAUUCUGGGACCUGGCGUUGGAGGACACAGAAGAAGGCAGAGAUGUGAAGAUGAGACCUCUCCUCUGCCUCAGACACUGAUGUCUUCCUCCUGUGCCAUUUGCCGCUUGCUGCUUCUCAUUGCAUUAGAGCAUCGGCCCCAGGGGAGACCAGCCCGGCCCGUGCAGCUCUCCAGUGCACCUGUCUCAGCAGACAGGGGCGACUGGCGCUGUCUAUGGCAGUUUCUCCCUUCCCUUGGUUCUUUCUGUGUGGCUUUAGGUUACUUGGUUGUUCAUUGUUACAAUUGUUUUUAAUUCAACACCCGGGAUUCUGGGCCAGUGUCCCACUGUUGUUUACACUGCUGGGCCAGGUGCUGGGCUUCCUACCCCCAUUUGUUCACUCCGUGAAGAUGUCUUGUGCUCACGCUUCCCCAUAUUCAGCUCUCUUCCUCCAGGACCUUGCGUCUUGAAUCCCAAGAGGGCAAAGCUACCAGGGAUUCUAGAACUAAAAGGCAACAAGAAGUUCCUGUGGAGCUCGAAUGUUCCAAACAUGAACAGACGCCAGGGCAGGUGGCCAUGACCAUGAGGGUGCGAGUCCUCAGCAGGAGUCUGCAGGGGGUGCGGGCUGGCCCAUGGAUGAUGUGUCAAGCUGUGGCUGAGGGGAAGCGGGUGACGGACAGGCUGGUGCUGGCCUGCCUGUCCCUCAGAUAGACCUUCCUAGGAGACCGCAGGUAGGCAGUGCCACCUGCAUCCCAUGUUUGCUAACCAAACUGAUGCUCGUUUACAAUGCUGCAUCCACGCCUUGGAGGUACAGAAUGGGCCCCAACAUGAACAAAGAAGGUCUUCGGGCCCAUUUCUUCAUCAAAAGGUGUGGGCUUUAAGUGGGAAAGUGCUGACUCCUACUUUACAGGCUGAGUCACGCGGGAAGAGGACUGACUUCCCCUCUGAGUGGAAGGGUGCCAGAGGGCCGGCUGGGACCGACCCAGCUUUCAGUUGGAAUUGCUUCGUAGCAGUAGAAAAGUAGGUGCUGCACGUAGUUAAAUAGGUGAAGCAGUUGCAGGAAAUGUGAAAGGAAGAGAGAAACCGAAGCCAGUAUUCUAAGAAUUGCUUUUUCUAUUUUCUAACGGGCCGGGGAUACCAUCAAGGCUUGAACUUUGGGAGCUUUCUAUGAAAAACCCCGGGACCUUCUUUCUUUGACCAUUUCUAUGGAAAUGUGAUGUCGGAUGAAUGGUGAUGGUGCCCUCCAGUGGCUGCAAGACCUCAUUGCACAUUGUCUACCGAAGCUUUAGUCUUGUCAGGAGAGGAACGCUUGGGCAUCUCUCUUGCCUCACCUGCGUCUACAAUGUUGCAUUUAUGGAAAACUACACUGUGCUAGGCGCAUUCCAAGACAUGGAUAUGACCACACCCUCUUUGACCCAGGGUGUUUCUGUAGCAAGUUUUCAUAUUCUUUUCAAACAAUAGUUUCUCUGCGUUAAUUGUUGAAGGAAAAAAAAAAAGAUGGGGUAAGAAAACUACCCUUGCAUGAUGUAGAGAGCUGUUGAAUUGUUUUGUUUUGUUUUUUUAAAGGAAAAACUCUUUGUAAGAUGUUGCACUAAAACGUUUUAUAUACACUUCAGAGACCUGUAGUAAAUUAUGUUGAAAAUA
This is a messenger RNA of Oryctolagus cuniculus (rabbit), 7177 nucleotides long. Lineage: Eukaryota; Metazoa; Chordata; Mammalia; Lagomorpha; Leporidae. The record is from RefSeq and is a predicted model, not a curated record.